UUGAAAACUCUCUGACGUAAUUUUUCUUGAUGAAUAACGAAACUGCGGUGUAAUGCGUCGCCCUUUUUUCCCUCUCACCUGUUCGGACCGUGGCUUUUCUAUAUAUUCUUACCACACACACACGCACACACACACACACGUAGACCAUGGUAGCCAUGCAAUUGAACAUCAAGACGCUUCAACAGAAGCAAUUCAAGUUGGACGUCGAAAGCAGCGAUACGAUUCUUUCAGUAAAACAAAAAAUUCAGGAAUCGGAAGGUCAUGACGUUGCUCAACAGAAACUCAUUUACUCUGGCAAGAUCUUGACCGACGAUAAAAAGGUUGAAGACUGCGGUAUCAACGAGAAGGGUUUCUUGGUAUUGAUGGUUUCCAAGCCUAAGGCUGGAUCCGCAUCGUCAUCGUCUGCUGCUACUGCUGCUGCGACACCCAAGAAAGAAGCCGUGCUCGAAGCAAUGACGGCCCCCACACCAGCUGCACCUGCUGCCGCACCUGCUACGGCAACUCCAGCCACUUCUACGACCCGUACUACAACUGCUGCACCUGCUGCAAACACAACAGACAGCACAGCGACCGCUGCUGCCGCUGCUGGUGGUGAUGGGGAACGCAAUACGGUUAACCAGCUUGUGACAGGAGAUCAAUACGAAAGUGCGAUCCAAAACAUGAUGGAAAUGGGAUUUGAGAGAGAACAGAUCAAACGCGCUUUAAGAGCGAGUUUCAACAACCCGGAUAGAGCUGUGGAAUAUCUGUUUAAUGGUAUUCCUGACCAUUUGCUUGCUGAAGAGCAACAGCAAGAUACGCCAUCUGGCCAACAACAAGAACAACAACAAGAACAACAGUCAUCACCACAGCAGUCUCAGCAACGCGAACAAAGUGCAACGCCUGCUUCACCUAGUGCAGGUGCUACUGGCCAACCUCAAAACCUUUUCGCAGCUGCUCAACAAGCUCAGCAGCAAGCCCAACAACAACCCGCGAGUGGUGGCGUGGACUUUUCACAGUUGCGCAAUACGCCUCACUUUCAGCAACUGAGACAACUGGUGCAAAGCAAUCCGGCCAUGUUACAGCCGUUGCUUCAACAGUUGGGAGCUGCCAACCCCGAGCUGCUCCGACAGAUUAAUGCCGACCCACAGAGCUUUUUCCAAAUGUUGAUGGAAGGUGUUGAUGAUGCAGAAGGUGGCGGUGUUCCACAAGGAUCGCAAGUUAUUCAGGUGACUCAAGAGGAAAAGGAAGCCAUUGACCGACUGGAAGGUCUGGGCUUUGAUCGGGCGCAAGCUAUCGAAGCAUACUUUGCAUGCGAUAAGAAUGAAGAAUUGGCCGCGAACUAUCUGUUUGAUCAUGGAACCGACGACUUUGAGUAGCGUGUUUUGAAUUUUCUUGGGGAUAGUUUAUCGUGUCCCCCAAUAUUUGGCCCGCAAAAUACAAUAUGCCAAUCUCAAUCAGACACACACACACACACACACACACACACGAAAAAAGAGAGAUCAAGGGCGUUAAGAAGGAAAAAAAACCCUAGCAUCCCACAUUAUCUCGCUCUUUUCUAUCAACCUCCCUGAAGGAAAAAGAAAAAGAACAGUAAUAAUAAUAAUAAUAACAAUAACAACAACAACUUUCUUC
Molecule: messenger RNA, 1611 nt
Organism: Zychaea mexicana
Lineage: Eukaryota; Fungi; Mucoromycota; Mucoromycetes; Mucorales; Lichtheimiaceae
Exons: 10
Coding region: 147-1355 (402 amino acids)
Biological process (GO): proteasome-mediated ubiquitin-dependent protein catabolic process; nucleotide-excision repair
Cellular component (GO): cytosol; nucleoplasm
Molecular function (GO): proteasome binding; damaged DNA binding; ubiquitin binding
Source: RefSeq, a predicted model, not a curated record